CGCUAUCCCCCCCCCUCCCUCCCUCUCUCUCUCUCUCGAUUCUCCCUCUAUUUUCUCUCUAUUCAUGAAUUCCCCGUCUUGCUCCUCCGUCAUCAUCGUCGGCGCCGGAGUCUCCGGUUUAUCGGUGGCGAAGGUGUUGAUCGAGAACGGCGUGGAGGACGUGGUGAUUCUGGAAGCUUCCGACCGUAUCGGCGGUAGGAUCCGAAAACAAGAUUUCGGCGGCGUGCCGGUGGAGCUUGGCGCCGGUUGGAUAGUCGGAGUCGGAGGCAGAGAGUUGAACCCGGUCUUGGACCUCGCCCGGAAGUCGAAUCUCCGCACUUUCUUCUCCGAUUACAGUAAUGCUCGCUAUAACAUCUACGAUCGCAGCGGGAAGAUAUUUCCUAGAGGACUGGUGGAAGAGACGUACAAGAAGGAAGUGGAGUCGGCGGUGCAGAAGUUGAAGAAGCUUGAAGCCGACUGUGGCUACGGCGGCGAUUUCUCCAAUGCCACCGAACCGCCCUCUACACAGAAAACGCCCAUAGAGCUCGCCAUUGAUUUCACCCUACACGAUUUUGAGAUGCCAGAAGUGGAGCCCAUAUCAACCUUUUUGGAUUAUGGAGAACGAGAGUUUUUGGUUGCGGAUGAGCGAGGUUAUGAGCAUUUGCUAUACAAAAUGGCUGAAGAUUUUCUUUUUAACUCUGAGGGUAAACUGCUGGACAGUCGUCUCAAGUUCAAUAAGGUUGUUCGGGAGUUGCAGCACUCGAGAAACGGCGUUACGGUAAUGACGGAAGAUGGUUGCAUCUUCCAAGCAAAUUACAUGAUUUUGUCAGUUAGCAUUGGUGUUCUCCAGAGCGACCUCAUUGCCUUCAAUCCACCCUUACCCAGGUGGAAAACAGAGGCUAUAGCGAAAUGCGAUGUGAUAGUUUACACGAAGAUCUUUUUGAAGUUCCCAUAUAAGUUCUGGCCUUGUGGACCAGGAAAAGAGUUCUUCCUCUAUGCCCAUGACAGAAGAGGCUACUACACAUUUUGGCAGCACAUGGAGAAUGCUUAUCCAGGAUCCAAUAUGUUGGUCGUGACCUUAACGAAUGAGGAAUCAAAGCGUGUGGAAGCUCAGUCUGAUGAGGAGACGUUGAAAGAAGCCAUGGGGGCUCUUACGGACAUGUUUGGGCCCAACAUUCCCGAAGCUACUGAUAUACUUGUACCUCGCUGGUGGAACAAUAGAUUCCAGCGAGGCAGCUACAGUAACUACCCUUUAGUCUCUAAUGACCAUUUUGUUCAUGACAUCAAGAACCCAGUAGGCCGCAUCUUCUUCACCGGGGAACACACAAGUGAAAAAUUUAGCGGCUAUGUCCACGGCGGACAUCUUGCAGGUAUUGAGACUGGUAAAGCGUUGUUGGAAGAAAUGGAGAAGGAGAAGGAAAGGACUAGUGAGAGUGAAAACCAAACUUUCUUGUUAGAACCCUUUCUUGCAUUGACCGGUUCAUUAAGUUUGACUCAAAACGAUGCUGUAUCGAGUCUCAAAUGCGAUAUCCCUAGAAAAUCAUAUUUAAGUGGCAAAGUUGGCAUCCCGGAGCUAUGUUAUGACUAGGUGGAAUGAACUAUACACAAAACAUUUAUUUGUGACCGAAAACAAAAAAUUGAGUGUUGAGAAAGAUCGGAAGAGGGGUUUGAAUACGAUCUCUUGUAUAAUCUUCGAUGCCGUUUACAAUGUAGAAUGAUGGGAGGGAUGACAUAGCUGGGAAAGUUGUAAGUCUGUCUGUGUAAUAGUUUGUUUGGAUAAUAUGGUAUAGGAAGUAGGGGAUAAUCAAUGGAGGUGAAAGGGUUUUGGAUUUGGAACGGAAUUGGUAUGGGAAAAUACACAUGUAAUAUUAAUUACUGAAGCUGAAGGGAGAGAAGGAGGUAGGAAUCAGGUUCUAGUUGUAAUGGUACUGAAUGUUAGUUUCACAAGAACCAACCUUUCCCUUUUUUUCUUGGCAUUUGUAUUUGUUUUGUUCAGAUUUAAUCAAUUUUCCUUCCUAUCAAA
This is a messenger RNA of Pyrus x bretschneideri (Chinese white pear), 2002 nucleotides long. Its product is annotated as polyamine oxidase 1. Gene Ontology annotation, biological process: polyamine catabolic process. Bases 65 to 1567 code for a protein of 500 amino acids. The transcript is spliced from 10 exons. The record is from RefSeq and is a predicted model, not a curated record. Gene Ontology annotation, molecular function: polyamine oxidase activity. Lineage: Eukaryota; Viridiplantae; Streptophyta; Magnoliopsida; Rosales; Rosaceae.